Gasterosteus aculeatus aculeatus (three-spined stickleback) is the source of this 2315-nucleotide messenger RNA. It is a transcript of the gene mapk14a, whose product is annotated as mitogen-activated protein kinase 14a. Gene Ontology annotation, biological process: protein phosphorylation. Gene Ontology annotation, molecular function: MAP kinase activity; ATP binding. NCBI's taxonomy places the organism in Eukaryota, Metazoa, Chordata, Actinopteri, Perciformes, Gasterosteidae. The record is from RefSeq and is a predicted model, not a curated record.
GAGACUUUGCGACGUGUUGCAACCGGGGUGAAAUCUCGUGAGCUGUCUGAGGCCAAACCGACAGGGAAACAAAUAGCGUGGAGAUUUUUUAAAAAGGUAUAAUUAGACAGACGGUGACUCGGCGCAACGUUGCGCAAAAGAAAGCCCAGUUGGCUCUCGAUUGGUUGAAGCUAUCUUACGUCGAGAAACGUUUGGUUUAGCGUCACUUCUCGUAACUUGGGGAAAGUUUAGCAGCACGGUUCGGAGUCUCCAACCCGCGAGCAGAAAGUCGCGUCGGCGGUCGGCGGUUGGUUCUGCAGGAAUGUCGCAGAAAGAAAGACCCAAGUUCUAUCGGGAGGAGCUCAACAAGACGAUAUGGGAAGUCCCGGAGCGCUACCGAAACCUUUCCCCGGUGGGCUCCGGUGCCUACGGAUCCGUGUGUUCUGCAUUUGACCUUAAGAUUGGUAUGGAGGUAGCUGUGAAGAAACUCUCUCGGCCAUUUCAAUCCAUCAUCCAUGCCAAGAGAACGUACAGAGAGCUGCGGUUGCUGGAGCACAUGAAACAUGAAAAUGUGAUUGGCCUCCUAGAUGUCUUCACCCCCGCUACUAGUCUGAACGAAUUCACUGAUGUGUAUCUCGUGACUCACCUAAUGGGGGCAGAUCUCAACAACAUAGUGAAAUGUCAGAAACUCACCGAUGACCAUGUCCAGUUCCUCAUAUACCAGAUCCUCAGAGGGUUAAAGUAUAUCCACUCAGCAGACAUUAUUCACAGAGAUUUGAAACCGAGUAAUCUGGCGGUGAAUGAGGACUGCGAGCUGAGGAUUCUGGACUUCGGCUUGGCGCGGCACACGGAUGACGAGAUGACCGGCUACGUGGCCACUCGCUGGUACCGCGCCCCGGAGAUCAUGCUGAACUGGAUGCAUUACAACAUGACGGUUGAUAUUUGGUCAGUUGGCUGUAUAAUGGCAGAACUUCUGACUGGAAAAACUCUGUUUCCUGGAACUGACCAUAUAAACCAGCUUCAGCAGAUAAUGCGUCUAACGGGAACGCCCCCAGCGUCUCUAAUAAACAGGAUGCCCAGCCACGAGGCCAGGAACUACAUCAGUUCCUUGCCAAAUAUGCCCAAGAGGAACUUUGCUAGUGUCUUCAUUGGUGCCAACCCACAAGCUGUGGACCUUCUGGAGAAAAUGCUGGUUCUGGAUACAGACAAGCGGAUAACGGCGUCCGAGGCUCUGGCUCACCCGUACUUCGCCCAGUACCACGACCCCGACGACGAGCCGGAGGCGGAGCCGUACGACCAGAGCUUCGAGAGCCGCGAGCUGGAGAUUGAAGAGUGGAAACGAUUAACCUACGCGGCGUUGUGUAGCUUUGAGCCACCAACCUUUGACGAUGACGGCAUGGCGUAAGCGCACAACGACUGCAGCAUCCGACAAUACCUAACGAUCCCAAACACGUUCAUUAGUGCAGUUAUUAUUCUUAUUCAUGAACCACUAAUGUUGAUGAACUGUUGCAGGGAAAUGUCUGUUCUUGCCAAUAGCUGAAAUCAUUUUAUAUUCUUUUGAUUCUGUUUUUAAAAACGUAGACGUUGAUGCCUUGUCAUUGUGACACUGAGAUGCUGGAACACCUGGCCCUUGUUUUUAAAUGUACUAUUGAAUAACUUCAAGCGUCUGUGGCCAUCAAUUUAAUGAGGAAAAUGCUGGUCUACCACUCUCCCUGCCAGGCUGUCGCAAACAGCACCGAGUCACAUGAAUUUGUAAAAUAAUUUAGUUGUCAUAAUGCUUCUUGUAUUUAAAGUGAGUCGAUUUGCUGUUUUGGGGUAUUUGAUCAUUAGAGAAUGUGCUUACUCUGUGUAGUCACUGACCUUCAGUGAUCACUGAUGGAAUUUCACACAUUUUAAGGUCUAUUUUGAUAGUUUAGAUGCUCUGUGAGACUCUUUUUGGCUAUAGGGGAAAAUCUGAGCCUCUACUUUUUAAGGACAGUCCUACUCAACAACAGCAAAAUAUUCAUGGGUACAUGGUCUACUCAAAAUUAUGUAAAUAUCUGUGUGCUAUUUUUUAAAUCUCUUGAUUUAUCUGUUUGUUAUGAAGCAAUCACUUUUAUUAUGUACAUCAUCGUUGUGUGCGUUUCCGAGAGUUUGUUUAGGAUUUACAGGAAUUUUAAGUGUCAUGCUAAAACCUCUGAUAGAAAUACUGCUUAAAUGUGUAAAAGAGGGGUGUCCGAUGUAUUUAUACAUAUUUAUGAACAGCAAUCGAAAGAUCCCGGAAACUAUUUUCAGUCCAGCAGAGUAACUUUUAUCUCAGUCCUUUGUUUAACGAAUAAAGACUUAUUUUUAAGAGA